AUGGGUGUGGAGAUAGUUUACCGGGAUGUUUUACCCAAGCUUGGGGGCAGGGAUAUUCUGUUUCUUCAUGGACAAUCAUUCUCUUCUGAAGACUGGGAGAAAACAAACACACUGGCCAUUUUUUCUGUUCUAGGGUACCAACCGGUCGCAGUUGAUUUACCAGAAGGUAAAAACUCAAAAAGUCAGAAGGUUGAUGUCGGAGACAGGGGACUUUUCCUGGAGAAGUUGAUCACUGCACUGGAUCUGAGAACUCCCGUCAUUGUCAGUCCAUCCAUGAGCGGGAGCUACUCACUGCCCUUCCUCUUCAUGGACCCCGCAAGAGAAGUACAAGAGUCUAAAUUUAAGGCUUUUGUUGCUCUGAUUCCAACAGCUAUUGUUUAUGGGGAAAAUGAUAGGUCUAUUGGUCCAGUAUAUACAACCAAUUUGAAGAACUUGCCUGGCCAUGAUGAACUCCACAUGAUAAAAGGAGCUGGGCACGCUGCAUGGAAAAACAAACCAGAAGAAUUCCAUCUCAUUCUCUAUAAGUUUCUCAUGAAGAAAACUAGGUCUUAA
Messenger RNA from Magallana angulata, 552 nucleotides. RefSeq names its product protein ABHD14A-like. The record is from RefSeq and is a predicted model, not a curated record. Lineage: Eukaryota; Metazoa; Mollusca; Bivalvia; Ostreida; Ostreidae. The transcript has 5 exons. The coding region runs from base 1 to 552 and encodes 183 amino acids.